Molecule: messenger RNA, 5178 nt
Organism: Chlamydomonas reinhardtii
Lineage: Eukaryota; Viridiplantae; Chlorophyta; Chlorophyceae; Chlamydomonadales; Chlamydomonadaceae
Exons: 6
Coding region: 388-4536 (1382 amino acids)
Molecular function (GO): protein binding
Source: RefSeq, a predicted model, not a curated record
GUGCUUUCGCAACUUGGUAUUUAACUAAACGCUAUGAUACCGCUUACGAACAGAUAUACUCCAUCUUAACUAAGGCAUCUGCUCACGCUGGUGGCGAACCUUGCGAUCAUCCCGCCAAACUGGGCACUGCCGGCUUCACCGACUUUGGCACAUGGCUUCGCUAUACUCCUAUCGGGUUGUGGUGACGCGUGCUAGCGUGGCGACUCCGUCCGACGAUGCACUGGGCGCCGAUAGACCUGACCGUGCCCGCGUGUCUCGUUCCACGCUAAAGCCACCUGAUGAGGCCCUGGCAAGGCCGAAACGCGUCGUGGCGUGCCUUGCUCUUUACGUGUGUCCGGUGUCGCGUGGUGUACGUGUUGGGUCUCGUGUGCGUGUCGCGUUUCGUCUAUGUGGCGUGACGCUGUCACCUUAGCUUAUCACCAGCAGCAGCAGCAGCAGCAGCAGCAGCAGCAGCAGCAGCAGCAGGCGGCAGGGGCAGGGGCGGGGGCAGGGGCGGGGGCAGGAGGGCGUGUCGUGGCGCUGCCGCCCGCACUGUCGCGGCCGCUGUGGCUGUGCGAGAACGACUUCGGGGUCUGGUCCUGCAUCGCACACUGCCUGGCUCAUCAGGCCAUGCGGGCACGCGGCUUGCUACAGCCGGAUAACGGCAGUAGCAAUGCUGGCGGCGGCGGCGGCAGCGGCAGUAGCAGCAACGGCGGCGGCAGCGGUGAAGAGCCUGACGCGUUUGAGCGGGCGGCAAUUGAGCUGCGGCGUAACCUCGUGGUGACGGCGGCGGCGGCGGCCGCACGCGAACGCAUCCGCCGACAGUUGGCGCGGCGGCGGCGGCGGCGGCGGCGGCGGCAGCAGGAGAGCACAUCGUUGCAGCAGCUGCUGUGGCUGCGGAAGGAGUCAAUGCCUCAGACCUCGGCGGCUGCUGCAGCUGCUGCUGCUGCUGCUACUGCCGGAGUGAUGUAUAAGCCGCAGCCGUACCGCAGCGCGACAAGCGUUGGAGUUGCUACUGCCGUUGGCAGCGCCGCCACUGCCGGCACUAGCACUGCGGUUGAGGCUGCUACUGCCGUUGACCUGUCGGCUGGGCGCCUGGCGGACUUUGCCCGCCGCGCGAAACGCGGUGGCGGCAACGCCGACCGCGCCAGCGCCGCCGUUGGCGCCGAAGCUAACGCAGGCAACUCUAGCGGUGAUGCUUCGUACGGCAGCGAUGAUGACGAGGAUGAUUUUGAUCAUGAUGACAACGCGAUCCAGGACGCCGGCCAUCUGGAUCCGGAUUCGGCCGGCUGGCGGCGGUACAUGGUGGCGGCGGAGCAGUGGCUGUUGCACGACGCGCCGGCGGUUGAUGCCUGUUGGCUGGCGCGCUACUGCCGCUGCCUGGCGGUUCGCCGCGAGGCGGUUGUACUGCGGCGGACAGCGGCAAUACAAAAGCGGUUGGCGGCGGCGGCGGCGGAGAAAGCCAACCUGCAGCGGCAGGUGGCGGCGGCGGCGGAGCGGGUGGCGUUGUUAGUGUCACAGAGAGCGGAUGCUGCAGGGGCUGCGGAUGCAUCCUUGGUACAGAUGCUGCGGCGGGCGGCGGCGGCUCAGCUUGGAGAAGAGUCUCCGGAGGCGGCGGCGGCGGCGGCGGCAGUAGCAGCCGCGAUGGCAGGGGCAGGGGCGCCGGCGGCGGGGCUUGAGGACAUGGAGGGCGCCGCCGCCAGUGCGUUGCUCGCCAUGGCCACCGGCGGCUUCACUGCUACAGCCGCUGCUACAGCCAAUGCCUCUGCAGGUGCUACAGCCGCAGGCGCAGGCGGCAGUAGCACAAACUACCUGGAUGCGGCAUUUGGCGCCUUCGAUGCCGACUUCAACACCGCCCUGACGGCGCAGUGGGUCGCGAUGCGGACCCAAAUCUUCCAGAUGCAGGCCACGUGCCAAACCCUAACCUCUCUCAUUGCCCAGUUUGGGAUGGAGCUGCGGGCUGCCUGGAGAGCCGCAUCUGCUACAGCCGUCACCAUAAGCAGCAGCAGCAGCGUGGACCGGGUGUUCGUGGAAGACGUGGCGCGGGCAGGCAUGUCCUUCGCAGCGGCGUCGCUGCCGCCGUCGCCAGAGCUGCACCUGCCGUCGCAUCCGCCGAACACCCCGCCGCCGCUACUGCCAACGCUGCUGCAGUCGGGGGCGCCGGCUCCGCCGUCCCUGGCUGGGCCCCUGGCUUCAUUUGCAACUGCCGCUACGGCUGCUGCUACGGCUGCUGCUACUGCUGCUGCUACUGCUACUGCCGCGGGCGGCGGGGGCCCCAGGCCGCCGCCGCCGCCGCUCCUGCUGGGCGGGUCGGGCUACCAGCCCAGGGUGCUACUGCCGUUGCUGCUGGGGGUGUGGCGCGCCUCUAUGGGCCUGGAGGCGCCGCAGGGCGCAGCUACCGCCGCCAAACCCAAAACCGGUACCUCCAAAACCGCCGCCGCCGCCGCCGCUGCUGCGAGCGCCCGUGCUCAACCGCCGCAGCCGCAGUCGCCAGUCGUGCCCGUGGUGGUUGUGGGCGGCGCCUUCGCGACGCUGGCCCUCUGGGCCUCGCUGCAGGCGCGACACGAGGCGUGGGAGCGGCACAAGACGGCGGCGGCGCACGGGCAGCGCGUCGCGCGAUCCGUCAGCGACCUUGAAGGACGCGCCGCCGCCACCUGGCGCAUGCCGGCGCUGCAGCCGGAGGUACGGCAGGAAUGGACGGCGGCGGCGCUGGCAGGGAGCUGCAUGGGAUCAGCGGCGGCGGCGACGCAGUCGUUGGCGGCGGCGCAGCCGGCGCAGCCGGAGAGCGGGGCGGCGGCGCCGGCGGCCCGCAAUGAAGAGGUGGCGUUGCCGCCGCCGGCGGGUCUGCCGGGGGUGGUGGGGCUGGCGGUGGCGGCGGCUGCGGUGCCGUACGCUGUGCUGUACGGCGCCGGCGGUUGGGCGGGCUGCCCGCCGUGUGUCGCCGACAAACGCUGGAACUGGAAGCGGCUGCGUACGCUGCAGGUGCUGCGCCGGGCCGGUACCGGCGGGUACGACGCCGCAGUCGCCGCGCUGCGCACCGCCUUUGGUGUGGGGGCUGCGCCUGUUGAGGCGACCAACCGGAAGAGCGGCGGACCCGGGGCGGCAGUAGCAGCAACGACCGGGACGGCGGCAGUGGCAGCAGCAGCAACCGGGACGGCGCCGCUGGCGCUGCGGCUGCAGCCGGUUUCUGUGGAGGGCGUGGAAGCAGCACUACUGGCGCUGGCGCAGGUGCGGCGCGAGCUGCUGUCCGCCGGCCGCGACCUGUGCGUGGUCGUGGCGGACAUGCAGGCCACAACCGCAGACCCCUCACGAGCUGUCGACGACGCAGACGGCGGUGACAGCGACAACAACGCCGAUGUCGGUGGCACCGGUAUGGGCAAGGAUGCUGCCAGCAGAGAUCGGGAAUGCAGCCGGCGUGAACCGGUGGCCGCGGCAGCGGCGGCGCCGCCGCCGCAAGCAGCAGCAGCAGCAGCAGCGGCAGCAGUCGGAGAGCGGGACCUCGUGUCAGCGCCGAUCGCGGUUGCGGACGCGUGUGUGGAAGUAGCAGGUCAGUUGGGGCCGGGCCUGGCGGCGAUCGAUGCAAUGGAGCGAGUUGCGGCACAGCAGCAGCAGGGGGCUGUAGCAGGAGGGCUGCUGGACGAGGCGAGGGCGGAGCAGGCGGCGGCGGUGCGGGCGCUGGUGAUGGCGGCGGACCGAUGGCACCGAGACCUGGAGGAUGCAGUGGAGGAGGAGGUGGAGCGGCGGGCUGGCGGCGCCGGAGGUGGUAGUGGCGGCACCAGCACUGGCGGCGGGUUGGAGUUUGGGUACAGGACUGGCGGCGGCGGCGGCGGAGGAGGAGGAGGAGGGGGAGGCGGCGGCGAUUCGCGGUUUCGAGUGCCGGCAGGGGAUCGGCGCAAGCGGCUUGCGCGGCAGCGGCUGCAGCAGUCGGAGCGGCGGCGGCUGCGGGCGGAGGCGGAGGUGCGGCUGCUAGCGCCCGGGCGGCGCUGGGCGUGUUGGAAGCCGGCGGCGUCGCUGCUGGUGCUAGAAUGCGAGCCAGGCCGGCCGGACAGACUGGUGCCACCGGGCGGCGCGGCUGGAGCGGCUGUAGCAGCUGUAGCUGCAGAGCCUGCAGCGGAUUUAGCGGCGGGAGGAGGAGGAGGAGGAGGAGGCAAGGAGGCAGCAGCGGCAGGCGGCGGCGGGGGCAGGACGAAAGCGGGCGUGAAGGCGUCGCGGGCCGCCGCGGUGGCGGCGGCGGCGGCGGCGGCGGCGGCGGCGGCAACGCCAGCAGGGUCGGGGUCAGGGGCAGGCAAGACCGCGAAGCGGGGCGGGGCCGCCGCCACCGCCACCACCGCCGCCGCUACUGCAUCUGGCAAUGAGCCCAUGUCUGCGGCUGAGGCCGCGGCGUUGCAUCGGGUGCUGUUGGCUGCGGGGGCUCAGAUCGGCGGCGCAGGUGGGGCGGCCUCGGCGCCGGCGCUGUUUGGCCAGCUGUUUGGCGGCGGCAGGGCGCCGCGGGCGCAGCCGCAGCAGCAGGGCUCGACGGAGGAGAGCUCGCUUUUGGAUUUGACCGGGCUCGAGUAGUGAGUCGGGUGCUGCCUACCCAGGAGCCUCCCCUGGAUGAGUGCGGGCUGGCUGCUGCGGUGUCGCUGCGGGGAGGGCGUGAUGCGUGCCGAGGGCGUCCGGCCAGAGCUGCCGGAGCGGACUGAGGGGGUGGACGUGUCGGCGGAUGCAGCGGCACGAGUUGCAUGAGGUGGGUGGGUGGAGCGGGUGUUUGCAGGCGCGGGGCCCAACGCACGGGCAGCAUGGGCAGUGCUGGUGGUGCUGGAGGGCGGUGGCACGUGCCGUGUGCCGUACAUGCGUGUUUUCAGGAGGGUCUGGUUCGUGGGGGAAAGGAGGGGCGAGGCGUAUCCUGUAGCGUUCGCGAAACUUUGCUGCUGCCAUGCUGUGUUGCUCACUGUAGUGUCAAGCACCGUAGUAGGAAUUUGUGUGCGUACAUCAUUCAUCUAUCUGCUGCUGCUAUUGCUGCUAAUACUGCUGCGCGUGGGGUUAAUGAUACCCGGCAGAUACUGAGGCGGGGGUUGAUCAACACAAAGCCAUGCUUUAUCGGGCCUGAGGGGCAGCCGUCCACAGCGUGGCCGUCCGUCCGUCCGGGACACUUGCGUCACGACCCCACACAUAGGCACACCACCAACAUGCUACAAGCAGCUGUAAACGAAUUGCUGA